Molecule: messenger RNA, 1417 nt
Organism: Lathyrus oleraceus (garden pea)
Lineage: Eukaryota; Viridiplantae; Streptophyta; Magnoliopsida; Fabales; Fabaceae
Product: glutathione S-transferase zeta class
Exons: 11
Coding region: 117-809 (230 amino acids)
Biological process (GO): L-phenylalanine catabolic process; glutathione metabolic process
Cellular component (GO): cytoplasm
Molecular function (GO): glutathione transferase activity; maleylacetoacetate isomerase activity
Source: RefSeq, a predicted model, not a curated record
ACUCACCAACCCCUUAAGACUAUUGUCAACAAAACGCCUAUUUGAGUCUAUCAUCUAUCUAGCUAUGAAGUUGGAAGUAUAAACACGGAACUUUAGAAUCGGUAGCAGCUCCAUCAAUGGCUAGCGCAAGUGUUGGUGAAGAAGCUGAACAUAACAACAAUAAGCUCACUCUAUAUUCAUAUUGGAGGAGUUCUUGUUCCUUCCGUGUCCGAAUUGCUCUCAACCUCAAAGGACUCAAAUUUGACUACAAACCAGUUAAUCUCUUGAAGGGAGAACAGUCUCAUCCUGAAUUUCUCCAGCUCAACCCUGUUGGUUUUGUACCCAUUCUCGUUGAUGGCUCUGCUGUCAUUUUUGACUCCUUUGCAAUUAUCAUGUAUUUGGAAGAUAAGUAUCCUCAACAUCCUUUACUCCCUACUGAUAUCCACAAAAGAGCAAUCAAUUUCCAGGCUGUGAGUAUUGUUUCUUCAUUGAUACAACCUCUUCAAAACCUAGAUACUCUGAAGUACAUCAAUAAAAGAGUUAGCCGGGAUGAUAAACUUCCAUGGGUCCAGAGUGUAAUUAGAAAAGGCUUUACAGCACUUGAAAAGCUAUUGGAAGAUCACACUGGGAGGUAUGCUACUGGAGACGAAGUUUUCAUGGCGGAUAUAUUUUUAGCACCCCAGUUAGAUGCUGCAUCUAAGAGAUUCAACAUUGACAUGAAUGAGUUCCCUAUUCUUUCAAGACUACAUGAGACAUAUUAUGAUAUCCCAGCAUUCCAGGAGACUUUGCCUGAGAAUCAGCCAGAUGCAGUAGGCCAGCUGAGUCAAUGAUUUGGGACUGUGUUUGUAUAGAUCGACAAGAGUAUGCAAUAAGCCUACGUCAACUAAGACUUCGCGAGUGACAUUUUGAGAUGUGGUUUGGAAGAAUCUUAAGAGCAGAUUUUGAGAUACGUUUUGGAGGAGUAUCAGGAACAGACUUGGGAAAGCACUCGACCCCAUGUAGAGGAUGAGUCUUUCGACAAGCUCCAAAGACAUAGAAAAUCGAGGAAAUCGGAUAACAGAAGGGACUUAGCACUAUCAACAACUACCUUCGAUAAACAGACAAUUACUAAUUGCUAAGAGUAGUUAAAGAACAUGAGAUAAUGGUUUCGGCGGCUUCAAAGGGCUGACGACGUGGCAAUACGUUGGAAGAUGAGUUGCAUGCAUUCGAAGACUUGUCAAUUCUUUAGGAGUAAACUGCCGGAAACAGUUAUUUUUAAUUUACUAUAUAUAGCAUACUCAUAUGUUGUAAUCGAGGUCGCAAUUACAUAUACUUUUUCUAUAGAACUGGAGUAUCCAAGAUAAAGUGUGAAACAGUUUGUGAGUAAUAUGUGAGUUUUGAACCUUUUUCUUUGUACUUUUUAUGUUUCCUUAAUUGAAACACCCUUUUUCUUUUGUCA